AAACCGAAAGUGAAAGGCGCAGAACAAAUGGCGCGCUGUUCAGACUGCCGUGUGGCGUGUUACGGUUUUAUUUAACUCUCACAAACCAGGUUCUGUAUUGUAUGUGAUGUUCAAUAGUAGAGUUUUAUACGGCGACGUGUGUGAUGGCUGAGCCACACUUACCAGAAAUAUUCACUGACUUGACACUUCUCGUCGAUCCAGAAACUUUUGAGGAGCCACACGCACUUCUUAAAAAGACUGGCCUAAAAAUAGAGGAAAGAGGAUCACGUUUAAAGAUCAGUGGGACCUUUAAAGAUAUUGAAAAUACAUAUUUGGAAUUGCAAGGAACGUGCAAGGAGAGAAAAAAAUAUGAGAGCGUAUAUACGCACACCUCAAACAGUAUGAAUUCAGCUUCCAGUGAACCAGCUGAACCAGUUAAGGUCAACAGUGUCAUUAUGAGUUACAUUAUAGAAAAAUGCUCUGAGGAGCUUAACAAAAUAAAAAGACCUGAGGUAAGCAUGGAAUAUUAUAAGACGCAGGUGAUAUUUCGUCCACAGGACUCGGGACAUGGAACAGUCCUCGCUCAUUUGGCAAGAGAGCGCUUCGUUACCUUCUAUCAGAAGAUCGCUACGGAACUGCAGACUAGAUCAUAUAAUUUAGACGCAAACCAACUUCAGCCGUUGCUUGCAAAGUUUCCUGAGCUCAUAAUCAGCACUGGACAAAGUAAAACAGAUGAAAUAACCCUCACAGGGAGGUUCAUUAGUCUCGAAAGGUUUGAACAAUUCUUGAAAAGCCCUCUUAAAAUGUCUUCUCCAAGGAAAAUCAGCUACACUGUGGACACGAGGGCUACAGCCUCCAGCCAGGCGUUACAGAGUAAAACCCCUGACAAAGAGGGCAGAUGUUCCAUUUGUUUGGAAGACAUGGUUCAAUCACAAAUGAAGACACUGGAGAAAUGUAAGCACUCCUUCUGUACAGACUGUUUAAAGAGGGCUUUUGAAAUUAAACCUGUCUGCCCUACAUGUGGAGUUAUAUACGGGGCACUAAAGGGAACCCAACCAACAGGCAAAAUGAAAGUCACAUACGAUCAAUUCUCCCUACCGGGUUAUGAAAAAUAUGGAACAAUCACCAUUCACUACAUCAUUCCAGAUGGGAUACAGGGGAAUGAACACCCAAACCCAGGCCAGCCCUACCAUGGUGCUGUACGCCUGGCCUACUUACCAGACAGCACAGAGGGAAAGAAAGUUCUUCAACUCCUUAAACAAGCAUUUGAUCAAAGGUUAAUCUUCACAGUCGGACGCUCAUCAACCACGGGCAAGAGUAACGUUGUCACCUGGAAUGACAUUCAUCACAAGACAUCCUGUACUGGUGGGCCUACUGCUUACGGUUACCCAGAUCCUGACUAUCUGAAACGGGUCCAAGAGGAGCUGAAAGUGAAAGGAAUUUAUUGACACGUAAUAGUGACUGAUAUACAGCAUCCAUUUAAAUACCAGCAUAAUUAAUAUCUACACUAUUCCAUUAAACGUAGUGGAACCAUAUUGGUGAAUAUUUAAAUAUAAGGUUUAUGCACACCAGUUUAAGCAAAAUGUCUACACAUUCCUACACUAUAUAUAAAUGUAUUAAAUGUAUUAAUUACUAAAAUGCUAACCGUUGAUUAAUUACAGUAUUUCUUAUGUGAAAUUAAUACAAAUUGUACUCAGUCUAUCACAAAGCAUAUUAAACCAUUAACUGAUA
This is a messenger RNA of Tachysurus fulvidraco (yellow catfish), 1710 nucleotides long. RefSeq lists its product as uncharacterized. The coding region runs from base 144 to 1427 and encodes 427 amino acids. The transcript is spliced from 4 exons. NCBI's taxonomy places the organism in Eukaryota, Metazoa, Chordata, Actinopteri, Siluriformes, Bagridae. The record is from RefSeq and is a predicted model, not a curated record. Gene Ontology annotation, biological process: protein ubiquitination; Notch signaling pathway.